CUUUCUUCUCUCUGGGCCUCUCGCAUGUCUUCCAAUUUCUUCACGCCUGCCCGGCGUCCGUCCGCUCGCGCGUCGCCUCCUCCAUCCUUCUCCUCCGGCGAGAUGUUCCUUCCCAAGCUUCCGAACCCUUCCCGCCCAUGGCGCCCUUGCCUUCUACCAGGCGCGCCUCCCACUCGCCCUCACCCUCGCCUCCGCGUCCCCGCGACGCCCCUCCCAGGACGACGGCAGUUCCUUCCGCCGCCGGCCGCUUCCGCCUCCGGCUCUCCUCCGAACAGGAAUUCCCCACUUCCUCCAGCGAGGACGUCAUCGAAGAAUAAGUCGCCGGAUGAGAUCGGGAGGUGGAAGAAGGUUCCUCCUGGGAUGCGCGAGUCCGCCGUCCAUGAAACUGAAGACCCGUCGCCGCCGUGGACGGCCCUGUGGUCGGUGAGGCGGAGGGCGCGCGCUGCGUGCCGGAAGGUGGCGUCUUGGGUGCCCAGGAAAACCAGGAGCGUCGUACUGAUCAAUCUGGUCACCCUUAUCUUUGCUAGCAACAUUUCAGUUGUGAAAGAGGCAGAGACUCUCUUGGACCCUGACCUUUUCAAUAUGUUAAGGUUCACUAUAGCAGCCAUCCCGUUUGCGCCGUUGUUACUAAAGUCGCUGAGAGAUAUGCAAAUCCUUGUUAGAGGAGUAGAGUUGGGCCUUUGGGUAAGCAUGGCCUACCUGGCUCAGGCUGUUGGGUUACUAACAGCUGAUGCUGGCCGUUCAUCUUUCAUUUCUGCACUCACUGUUAUCAUUGUCCCUUUCUUGGAUGGUCUUUUUGGGGCAGAAGUACCUGCACAUACAUGGUUUGGAGCAUUUUUAUCACUUCUUGGUGUUGCUAUGCUGGAGCUAAGUGGUUCUCCACCAUGUGUUGGUGAUCUUCUAAACCUCCUGAGUGCCUUUUCUUUUGCAAUUCAUAUGCUCAGAACCGAGCAUAUUUCCAGAAAUAUGAAGAAAGAGAAUUUCUCAACUCUUGUUGGAUGUGAGGUGUUUGUUGUAGCUCUCGUAUCAGCAGCCACAUACAUUUUGAAAUGCUUCAUCCGGAAUGUGCAACACUGGCAUUUCAAAUCAUGGCCACCAAUGGAGUUAUUUGGUAUGGCGAUGUCAUUGCCUUGGCCAGCAAUUCUUUACACAGGAGUAUUCUCAACUUCGUUUUGUUUAUGGGCAGAGGUGGCUGCUAUGCGUGAUGUAUCAGCUACAGAAACGGCAAUAAUUUAUGGUCUGGAACCAGUGUGGGGUGCUGCCUUUGCAUGGGCGAUGCUUGGUGAGAGAUGGGGCAUGACAGGAUUUGUUGGAGCUAUUUUGAUCAUAGUCGGUAGCUUGAUGGUUCAGAUAUUGGGAUCAAUCCCGGAUACAUCAAGAGGGAACACUUACCAGAUGAACAGCUGACUACGUACCGUACAGAGAUCGAUGGCCUUUCUUCCUGCAUACCCCCAACAAAUUGCAUUCCGUGAUGAAGCAAUUUUUUUCCUUUCAUACGGUAGCAGUUGGUGCCUCUAGCAAGGAUCUAACACUGGAUAUGACUAGUAGGCGGCUGAAGUGUGGUCAGGGCAGCUCAGGGCCACAAAACUGUAAUUCAAAUUGCUAUCCUGUGACCCAACACAAUCAUGCUGAAUCCUGGUGGCGAUCACUUGACCGGCUUGGAUAGGGAUCGAUUCAAUUCAAUCAGGUUAGGAAACUGAACAAUGAAGAGCUGUUGUUUACCACGAACCAGUUUCCUUGCUGAUUUUGCAUCAAGCUUAUCUUAAGGUGUCAGAAACA
Messenger RNA from Panicum virgatum (switchgrass), 1779 nucleotides. RefSeq lists its product as uncharacterized. Bases 25 to 1407 code for a protein of 460 amino acids. The transcript has 7 exons. Gene Ontology annotation, cellular component: membrane. Lineage: Eukaryota; Viridiplantae; Streptophyta; Magnoliopsida; Poales; Poaceae. The record is from RefSeq and is a predicted model, not a curated record.